Messenger RNA from Phyllostomus discolor (pale spear-nosed bat), 2466 nucleotides. RefSeq names its product LAS1 like ribosome biogenesis factor (gene LAS1L). Gene Ontology annotation, molecular function: endonuclease activity. Gene Ontology annotation, biological process: maturation of LSU-rRNA; maturation of 5.8S rRNA. NCBI's taxonomy places the organism in Eukaryota, Metazoa, Chordata, Mammalia, Chiroptera, Phyllostomidae. Bases 152 to 2293 code for a protein of 713 amino acids. Gene Ontology annotation, cellular component: preribosome, large subunit precursor; Las1 complex. The transcript is spliced from 13 exons. The record is from RefSeq and is a predicted model, not a curated record.
ACUCUCCCAUUGGCUGCUGGUGCGGUGGCGGUUUGCAGUGAGUCUAGCACGUUGAGCUGAAGGCUCUGGCGAGUACCGAGACGCCGGGCUUGGUGUCUAGCUGAGGGUGUGGUGGGAUUCCUCAGUCAGGUCAGGUCUGGGUUCUUGGGGGAUGGAUCGCGUGUGGACUGCGUGGUGCGGGAAGGGCGUCAAAGAGAAAAAUUUGUCGCCCCUCUGGGCCCAGCGCAUCGUAGUCGCCUGGCUCAGUAAGGCUGAGUGGGAUCAGGUGACAGUGUACCUGUUCUGUGAUGACCAUAAAUUGCAGCGGUACGCGCUGAACCGCAUCACAGCGUGGAGGAGCAGGUUAGGCAACGAACUGCCUCUGGCAGUGGCUUCUACUGCUGACCUCGUACGCUGUAAGCUCUUGGAUGUAACUGGUGGCUUGGGCACUGAUGAACUUAGACUGCUCUAUGGCAUGGCAUUGGUCAGGUUUGUGAAUCUUAUCUCGGAGAGGAAGACAAAGUCUGCCAGGCUCCCCCUCAAGUGCCUGGCUCAGGAGGUGAACAUUCCAGAUUGGAUUGUUGAACUUCGCCAUCAGCUGACCCACAAGAAAAUGCCUCACAUAAAUGACUGCCGUAGAGGUUGCUAUUUUGUCCUGCAAUGGCUCCAGAAGACCUACUGGUGCCGCCAACUGGAGAACAGCCUGAGAGAGGCAUGGGAGUUGGAGGAGGACAAGGAAGAGGCAGAUGAAGACUGCCAGGAGGAAUCAAAGAGCACUCUUGAGAGCAUCGCAGACCAGAAACCAAAGCCUGAGGAUGAGAAGAAAGGUGCAGAGCUGGAUGUCAGGACUGGUGGAGACAGCCAAGGCGACAAAGAGAUAGAUGCGCAUUUGGAAAAGGCUCGGAGAAAUAAAGAGCUGUAUGAAAGAGCCCGAGAACUGCUGGUAUCAUAUGAAGAGGAGCAGUUUAAGGUGCUGGAAAAAUUUAGGUUCUUACCUCAGGCCAUUAAGGUGUGGAAUCAGCUGCCUCCACCUAUAGACUGCAUCUUGGCAGACCUCAAGGGCAUUACAUGGGAGAACAGGGGCGUUGUGCUGGAUGCUUUCCUGGAUGAUGGCUUCCUCAUCCCCACAUUUGAGCAGUUGGCAGCUUUGCAGAUAGAGUAUGAAGAAAACAUGGACUUUGAUGAUAUCGUGGUACCAAAGCCAUUCUCUCAGUUCUGGCAGCCCCUGAUCAGGGGCCUGCAUUCCGAGGCCUUCACGCACGCCCUGCUGGAGAAGAUGUUGUCUGAGCUGUCAGCCUUGGGGAGCAAUGGGAUCCGGGCCACCUACAUCCUGAGAUGGACCGUUGAACUGAUCGUGGCCAACACCAAGGCUGGACGGAAUGCCCGCCAGUUUUCUGCUGUCCAGUGGGAAGCAAGGAAAAGCUGGAGGCUCUUCAACUGCUCUGCCUCCCUGGACUGGCCCCGGUUGGUUGAGUCCUGCUUGGCCUCACCCUGCUGGGCCAGCCCCCAUCUCCUUCAGCUCAUCUUCAAAGCCAUGGGGCAGGUCCUGCCAGAUGAGGAGCAGAAGAAGCUGCUGAGCAUCUGUUCCAUCUAUACCCAGAAUGGUAAAAACAGCCUGGUGCAGGAGGGCACAAAGGCCUCCCCUGUUGUGAAGUCUGCAUACACACUGGACAGCCUGUAUUGGAGCCUCAAACCAGCUGCCUCCUUCUGCGGGCCUGCAGGAGCAGACCAGCAGCAGGAGGAGGAGGGCAACCUUAACCACGUCCAGGAUCAUGAAGAGGAGGAGGAGGAAGAGGAGAAGGAGGUCAUGGAAGACCAGGUAGAAGAGGAGGAAGAGGAGAAUGCUGACCAAGGGAAGUGGGAGGAAGAGGAAGAUGAAGAUGACGAGGAUGAUGAAGACGAUGAAGACGAGGAAGAGGAUGACAGAAUGGAGGUGGGCAUUCUCUCCCUGGUGGAGUCGUCCCCCAGUGCCGAGAGUGCCAGGGCCCUGGCCCAGAAAAGAGAAGCUUUGCAGGGCUCUCCGUGGCAAGUGAGCUCAGAAGAUGUGCGGUGGAUCAACUUCCCCAUAGGCCUCAUGCCAGGUCAGACCGAGGACCCAGCAGAGCUUAUGGUGGAGAAUUAUGAGACCAUGUAUCUUUUGGACCAGCCUGUGCUAGAGCAGCGGCUGGAACCUCCAACAUGCAAGAUGGGCACCCUGGCCCUUACCUGUGGCAUCGGCAGUGGCAACUGUAGCAAUGGCAGCGACGACCUGGAGGGCCUUCUCUGGAGCCAGGGCCAGCUGCACGGGCUCAAAACUGGUCUGCAGCUCUUCUGAUGUCCGCCUUAGUCCCCUGUUCUGUUGCACCUGAUGUUCCCCGAAACCUCCCGGGAGCUAACUCUUGUCAGCCACGUCAGUUCAGUGUUCAACCCAAUGUUAUUUGGAUUGGUUUUGUUUGUUUUUUUGUUGUUGUUGUUGUUGUUGGAAAUACAAUAAACAGGCAAUUGUUG